UCGAGCCCUACAGAGAUUUCCAGUUAACGUAGAGGAUUGUGGAUCUAUAAUUCUCUCAAAAGUCGGAUUUUAACCUGUACACUCUUCAUUUGCAAUAUGUGAACACAGACGGCUGCUUUAUAUUUUCAGUCCCAUCUUUGUGGGCUCACGUCUGUUGUUUUUACUGGUUGGAAUAAUCUGUGCUUAUAACGUCACAAUUAUAUCUCGAAUGAAAUAAACAGGAAUGUGGAACAGAAACGAUUUAGAGGACGGGUUUGAUUCUUUGAAAUCAGGUUCUGGCACAGCCUCCUUUGGCUGGGUACCAGGCUGUGAGUCAGCAUGGCCAGGCAACUCUUCUGCCACCAGCAGCAGUAACCGUGGGAGACGCCACAGCGCUGCCUCUGACAGUGGAGACACAGGCAUCGGCACCUCUUGCUCGGACAGCGUGGAAGAUCACUCCAGUUCCAGUGGUGCUCUCUCGUUCCAGCCUGUGUGUCCCCAGGGCACCAUCCCCACAGCCCACGUCAUGCCUUCUCCUGCCAGCUCUAAACUCAGCAUGCCCUCCACACCAGGCAGCCCCUGGAGCAGCUGUCAACUGCCCUCCCCCCUGGACAGCCCCCUGGACAUGAAGGACCCCCGACCCAUUCGCCGCUGGUCUUCUCUCACUCGUCUAAGUGGACAGGACAAAACCAGCAUAAGUGGCCGACCCUCACAUCGGCCGGACCCUCACGGCUCUCUGGACCGGGGACUGCUGUAUGGGUACAGACACGACCCCCUAAACACAGACAGCUUUUUCUCACAGGGACUCCACAAGCCCUCCACAAACUCUGAGUCCCGUCGAAAGUAUGACCUGGGCAGCAAUAACACCCUGAGCAAGACAGACUCCUCCUGCUCAUCUCCACUUAAGCCCAGCACGUUAGACCUGACCUACAGUGCCUUACCCGAGAGCAAGCUGCCCGUCACAGGGCUGCUGGUAGCAGGCCAGAGGACGUCUACGCUGGGCCAUCAGGCCAUGGGAGGAUCACCUAUUCAGCCUGCUGUGCGCACACAGAUGUGGCUGAGUGAACAGAUGGAGUACCGGCCGGGGCCAGAGGGCUGUGGCCUGAGCAGCUGGCAGCAGGAGCAGCAUAGGGAAAGACUACGACUGGAAGCCGAGCUCGCACAGAUGCUUGGCGGAGGUCCUCUUCCCAUGAACACCUUGGUGAAGAUUAAGGAGGGGCUUCUCAGACAGAGAGAGCUGGAGAUUGACAGACAAAAGCAGCAGAUUCUACGGCUUCAUGCCAGAAUCAGAGAAAAUGAGCUGAGAGCACAACAAGUCCUCCAAAACCAGAGAGGGCGCGCUGAAGACAGCUGCUUGCUCAAACCCAUGGAUUCUCCCUAUGACAGCCCCAUGUCCAGUCACAGCCUGCAGCCUGCUGCAGGAGAGCGAGUAAGCCCACUGCAUGGUGAGAAUGGAGAGCUGGCUCGCAAACUGACCGCUGCAGAGCUGGAGGUCAUGCAUCUCAAUGAGUUCCUCAAACAGAAUAUACAAAAAUACACAGAGGAUAUCAAGAAACUGGAGGAGAAGAUGAAGACCCGUGAUCGGUACAUCAGCAGCCUGAAGAAGAAGUGCCAGCGACUGCAGGAGCAGAACCAGGAGAAACAGCAGCGCAUUGAGACGCUGGAGAAAUAUCUGGCAGACCUGCCGUCCCUGGAUGAAGUCCAGAACCAGGCUAAGCAGUUGGAGGAUGUGCAGGGUAAAGUGCAAAGCUUGGAGAAGACAGUGGCGCAGUUGGAGCAGGACUUGCAGGAGAGUCAAGCUCUGCUGGAAGAGAAAGAGAGCCUCAUAGAAACCCAGAGUAAGAAGGGAAGGGCACUGAUGGCAGCUGUACACAGUUUGCAGGAUAAGGUGGAGAAGUGCCUGGAGGAUGGGGUGCGGCUAUCCAUGUUAGAUGUGAAGCAGCUGGAGGCAGAGAAUGCCCAUCUCCUGGAACAGCACACUCAGACUAACAUGGUGUCUAACAGUCAGCAGAAGCAGAUCAACAAGCUUACCUCUGAACUGACAGAAUUGGAGAAAAAGUUGCAAAGAGAGAGGGCCGUCACAGAGGACCUCUGCACACAGCUCCAGCAGAAAGACAAGGAGCUUGCAGUGCUCUCCAUAACCCUCCAAGAGAAGCAGAGCCUGGUGGAUGAAGGUGUGGCAUGCGCAGACCGUGUGGCCCUUGUCCAAGAGGCUGGGCCCUUGUUGAAGGAAAUGUCCUUGUGUCUGGCAGACCUGAAAGCUCUUUGCUGUAUUCUCACUCAGAGAGCACAGGGCAAGGAGCCCAACUUGGCACUGCUUCUAGGCAUCAAAUCCAUGGGCUGUUCAGGCGAGGAGAAUGAGGCACCGGUCCUAGAGGAUGAUAUCCAGGCAAAGAUCCAUGAGGUUCACCAGCUGAGGAAGGACAUAGAUGACCUACGCACCGUCAUCUCAGAUGGGUACGCACAGGACAUGGGUGAAAACUGUGUAACUCAGUAAGGCUGCCAAUGAAAGUCUGCACCAAGGGCUGUCAUUUUCAUCCAGAGAGGAGCAAGACAUCGUGUGCAAUGAUUGUGUUUAAAAAGGGAAAAGGAUGAUAUGAAGUCUCACAGGGUCUGGAUGGGUUUCAGUUUUUACUGUCUUACAUGACUGAGGAAGAUCUCUCUGAAAGUAUGACCAAGCUGUGUAACUGGU
Chanos chanos (milkfish) is the source of this 2671-nucleotide messenger RNA. It is a transcript of the gene cep85l, whose product is annotated as centrosomal protein 85L. NCBI's taxonomy places the organism in Eukaryota, Metazoa, Chordata, Actinopteri, Gonorynchiformes, Chanidae. Gene Ontology annotation, cellular component: centrosome. The transcript has 13 exons. The coding region runs from base 224 to 2476 and encodes 750 amino acids. The record is from RefSeq and is a predicted model, not a curated record.